Messenger RNA from Magnolia sinica, 2323 nucleotides. Its product is annotated as transcription termination factor MTERF4, chloroplastic. Bases 358 to 2211 code for a protein of 617 amino acids. Gene Ontology annotation, biological process: regulation of DNA-templated transcription. The record is from RefSeq and is a predicted model, not a curated record. NCBI's taxonomy places the organism in Eukaryota, Viridiplantae, Streptophyta, Magnoliopsida, Magnoliales, Magnoliaceae. The transcript has a single exon. Gene Ontology annotation, molecular function: double-stranded DNA binding.
CAACAGUACGCAAUCCGCGUCUGGAUAUGGGCUUGGAUGAAAACCCUCGCUUCCAAAACCUCUCCUUCCCUCGGUCACGUCCCGCCGCCCCCUUCGAUGAAAAACCCUAUCAAAACCCUUCAAUCUCCUCCUUUCAACGCUUAAUCAUCUCGCAUCAUCUGGCAGUCUUCUCCCUUCUUUCGAGAACCAUCAUCCUCUCCGUUCUCAGGGCGCGCACGUUAGCAAGACUGGUUUCCUCGCAACCACAGGUGCGUACGUUAAUUCCUACUCCUCUUCUCUCAUUCUGCCUCUCUGCAAUGUCGUCGUCUUCUUUCGUUUCCGUUCCUCCUCUUUGAGAAGUCGUCUAGGGUUUCUGAAAUGAACUCUCUGCUUCGGAAAAGAACUCUAAAUUCCUUCUCAAAUCCAAAUGUCUCCAUACAAAUCUCUCGUAAACAUGCUUCAAUCUUCCUUUCCAUCGAUUCCUCCCGAAAACCCCACAGUCUAGACAUCAAACCCCCCAAAACAACCCAAAUUUCAAAACCCAGUUUCGAUGAUUGCUUAUAUCCAACACAAUCUAUUGAAUUCCAUGAAAAUCUUCAAAUUCCAUGCAUAAAACCCCGCCAAACAACUCAAAUUUCAAAACCCAGAUUCCGAAAUCGCUCAUAUUCAACACAAUCAAUCGGAAUCUAUGGAAGUCGCCAAAAUGAAUCCAUCAAACCCCACCAAAAAACCCAAAAUUCGAAAUCCAGGUUCCAAAAUCUGUUAUGUUGGACUCAAUCUAGAAAACUCCAUGAAAAACCCCAAAUUCCAUCAACCAAUUUCUCCAAGACAACCCAAAUUUCAAGACCCAUGCUUCAAAAUCGUGUCUUUUCUACCCAAUCAAGUAAAUUCCCUGAAUAUGAAAUGCCGUCCGUCACUUGGGGCGUAAUCCAAGGCCGAAAGGAGAAGCUUGUCUCUCGCGUCAUCAUCUGCGAUUACCUGAAAUCUCUCGGAAUCAUCCCUGAUGAAUUAGAACACCUUGAGCUGCCAUCGACGGUUGAAGUCAUGAAAGAAAGAGUUGAGUUCCUACAAAAAUUAGGCCUGACAAUUGAUGACAUGAAUGAAUACCCCCUAAUGCUAGGCUGCAGUGUCAGGAAGAAUACGAUCCCGGUUCUGGGCUAUUUGGAGAAAAUUGGAAUUCAGAGGUCGAAGCUCGGAGAAUUCAUCAAGAACUACCCUCAGGUCCUCCAUGCGAGCGUUGUCGUUGAGCUCGUCCCUGUUGUGAAAUUCCUCCGUGGUCUAGAUGUCGAGAAACAGGACAUUCCCUAUGUGCUGCAGAAAUACCCAGAGCUAUUUGGGUUCAAGCUCGAGGGCACGAUGAGCACUUCCGUUGCGUAUUUGGUCAGUAUCGGUGUGAGCCCGAGAGAUAUUGGGCCAAUGGUCACACAGUACCCAUACUUCCUGGGCAUGCGGGUGGGGACCACAAUCAAGCCCAUCGUGGAUUACUUGGUUUCAUUGGGAAUCCCGAAGAAGGUCUUGGCUCGAAUGUUGGAGAAGCGGGCAUACAUCCUUGGGUACGAUUUGGAGGAGACGAUGAAAUUGAAUGUGGAUUGUUUGCUUAGUUUUGGUAUUAGACGGGAAUCGAUCGCUUCGGUUGUCACGCAAUACCCACAAAUUCUUGGCCUGCCUUUGAAAGCGAAGCUUUCUUCUCAGCAGUACUUCUUCAACUUGAAGCUUAAGAUUGAUCCAGAAGGUUUCGCUCGGGCGAUAGAGAAGAUGCCUCAGAUUGUUAGCCUUAACCAGAAUGUUAUUUUGAAGCCAGUCGAGUUUCUUCGUGGGCGGGGGAUAUCGGUCGAUGAUGUGGCAAAGAUGAUUGUUAAAUGCCCACAAUUGGUCACUCUUCGAGUUGAGCUCAUGAAGAACAGCUUCUACUUUUUUAAGAGUGAGAUGAAACGGGCGAUGCAAGAGCUGGUGGAGUUUCCAGAAUACUUAACUUAUAGCUUGGAGUCAAGGAUCAAGCCUCGGUAUCAGAGGUUGGCCAGUAAGGGGAUUAGGUGUAGUUUGGCAUGGUUCCUUAACUGCAGUGAUCAGAGGUUUGAAGAGAGGUUACAGGCUGAUUUUAUCGAAAUGGAGAGUGUGGGGCCAUCAUUUUGUAUGGGUGGAAAGUUGGAGAUGCCGGGGAGCGAGCUUGUGUCGGAUGAAGAGGAUGAGAGCGAUAAUGAAGUACUCUAUAGACGGACUGUAUCUCUUUAGCAAGAUGUGUCUAUGGAACUUUCACCUUCCUAAUGAUAUUGGAUUUGAUUGUAGAUGUUUAUGUGUUACUUGCUGCCAAAAUCAAAUUAAAUUAUAGAUGAGGGUUUGGUAA